Amborella trichopoda is the source of this 826-nucleotide messenger RNA. RefSeq lists its product as uncharacterized. The record is from RefSeq and is a predicted model, not a curated record. Lineage: Eukaryota; Viridiplantae; Streptophyta; Magnoliopsida; Amborellales; Amborellaceae.
UCUACAAAUAGUCCACCCCUCACCCUCCCAAAAUUCACCCUGAAAACCCCUAAUCUCCACCAUGUCUUCUCUGCUUUCUAAAGAACUCAAAGAAAAGGCCCAAAUCUUUCAUGGCGAUGAAAUUUGCCAGGCCAAGUCCCUAGAACUCCUCAGAGAAGUGGGCAUGCCCAAUUGCCUCCUACCUUUAGAGGAUGUGUUUGAAUGUGGGUACAUAGAGGAGACUGGUUUUGUGUGGCUUAAGCAGAAGAAGAGUAAGCAGCACCAUUUUGAUAAGGUUGGGAAGCUUGUUUCCUAUGCUCCUGAGGUGACUGCAUAUGUCGAGAAGUUUAAGAUGAAGAAGGUCACAGGGGUGAAGGUGAAGGAGUUGAUGUUGUGGAUUACGCUGAGUGAGAUUUAUGUGGAUGAUCCUCCCACCGGAAAGUUCACGUUUAAGACGCCGGCUGGUCUCUCCAGGAGCUUCCCGGUGUCGGCAUUCGAGGUCCCGGAGGAGAAGAAGGCGGAAAAGAUCGUUGGAGGCUCCCAAGAGAAGGAAGGAGUUGUGGAGAAGGCUUAGGUCUAUAUAUAUAUAUAUAUAUAUAUCCUCUCUCUGCUAUCUUCUUUACAUUGAUUUAAACGUUCAAGAUGCAACAAUGGGUAAAGAAGGGUAAGCGCAGGCCUAGAUUUGCUUUGGUAGAUCUCCAUUCUCUCUCUAUCUCGCCGUAUGACCGAAUCAAUUGUCCUCUCCUUCAUAUAUGAGCAUUAAUCAAAGGUCAGCAUGCAAUGGGUCCGGCUCCCAUAAUGUUUUUCAGGUCCAAAUAUAUGAGAUAUAUUUAAAUUUAGCUAAGUA